This is a messenger RNA of Glycine soja, 708 nucleotides long. RefSeq names its product protein MAIN-LIKE 1-like. The coding region runs from base 1 to 708 and encodes 235 amino acids. Gene Ontology annotation, biological process: meristem maintenance; meristem development. The transcript is spliced from 4 exons. Lineage: Eukaryota; Viridiplantae; Streptophyta; Magnoliopsida; Fabales; Fabaceae. The record is from RefSeq and is a predicted model, not a curated record.
AUGGCGCAACCAGAAGCACCUGUUGAAAAAGGUGAUGCUGAUGUUGAGGGUUUUCCAAGCGGAUCCCAUGACACAUCAGUUCUUAGUGAUUUUGAAAAUCACAUUGCUUUGAGCGUGUGGAAUGGAGAGGAACGUCUUGAGUUGAAGCUAUCUUUCCAUGGAAGGAAGAUGACUAAGUUCGGGAAGCCUGCCGCAGAGAUUGAAGGCCUUGUGGUGGCCAGUGGACUGGGUCCUUUGAUUGCUUGUUCUCUAGAUACAAGCGAUCAUGGACUAAUGUCUGCUUUUGUGGAACAUUGGCAUAAGGAAACAAGAAGUUUCCAUUUGCCCAUCGGAGAGGUGACUAUCACCUUGGAUGACGUUGCAUCUUUGUUACAUUUUCUUGUUUUAGGGGCGUUCCACAACUUUGAGCAGCUUCAUGUCGACGACGCUGUCGAGAUAUUGGUGGAGUUACUCGAGGUCAGUGCUGCAGAUGCUAGAGCUGAGACCAUUCAGUGUCACGGGUCUUAUGUGCAACUAUCGUGGUUGCGCGAGUUGUAUGAGCUGAAGAUUGAGGCAUUAUUCUUGGAUGCAUUGAGUAACCUGACACAGAGUGCGGGUUACGCUUGGGGCGCUGCUGCACUUGUGCACAUGUAUGAUAAUUUAAAUGACGUGUCGAAGAGCACGGCGAGGCAGCUUGCAGGAUAUAUCACUCUGUUACAGGUUGGUUAA